This is a messenger RNA of Ogataea angusta, 1410 nucleotides long. RefSeq lists its product as uncharacterized. The transcript has a single exon. Bases 1 to 1410 code for a protein of 469 amino acids. Gene Ontology annotation, molecular function: N,N-dimethylaniline monooxygenase activity; flavin adenine dinucleotide binding; NADP binding. The record is from RefSeq and is a predicted model, not a curated record. NCBI's taxonomy places the organism in Eukaryota, Fungi, Ascomycota, Pichiomycetes, Pichiales, Pichiaceae.
AUGUGCAAGUCCGUCUGUGUAAUUGGCGGCGGGGCGUGCGGACUGGCCACCGUGCGAGCGUUUCUUGAAGAAGGCGGGUUCGAGAAGGUUGUCGGGUUUGAACAGAGAGCCUCGUUUGGCGGGAUCUGGAACUACAACGAGCUCGCCGACCAGCAUCUCAGUAUCCCGUCUGUGGAUCCGCUGGCCAUGGUCAAGCCCAUAAAAUCAGAAAACGGCUACGUCUGGCCAAACGCAGUGUACGACGCGCUCGAGACAAACACGCCGUACCCGCUGAUGGAGUUCAGAGACCACAGCUUCCCAGAGUCGACUCCUCUUUUCCCUCACAGAUCUGUGGUCCUUGCUUACGUCUGCAGAUACGGAGAGGAUCUGAGGCAGCAUUACCGGUUCAGUACGAGAGUUGUGGACGUGCGGCGCGGCCAAAAAUGGACGGUGCGGUCGCGAGCCGUGUGCGAGGCCACUGCGGGCGGAUUUCAGGAGAGCGACACCGUGCCCGACACGGUGGAGGAGUACGACGCCGUGAUGGUGGCCACUGGGGUAUACGACCUGCCGUUUAUUCCAGAGCUCGAGGGGCUCAGGCAGUGGCACGAAAAGCUCCCCGGCACAAUUUUCCAUUCAAAAACGUUCCGCAGUCCUCGUGAAUUGGCGCACAUCGAGGGAAACGUCCUGGUGAUUGGCAACUCUGCCUCGGGAAUUGAUAUCUGCUACCAGUUUGCGAGGUACACGGGCAGACACAUAUACAAAAGCGCGCGCUCAGCUAGCCGCGUUCCCGGCGGGACGAGCGAACUGGUCAUUGAGAUGCCGGACAUCAGCCAUCUGGACCCGCACACGGCGUCUGUCUUUUUCGUUGACGGUCGAAGGUUGGACAAUGUUGGAUGCAUAAUUUUCGCUACCGGGUUUCUGCGGUCGCUGCCAUUUUUUGCCGAGGUAAACAGGUCUGAAAAACCUCUCAUCACGGACGGAAACAGGAUCCACGGGCUGUACCGGCACUGUUGGAGCUACGAGCAUCCGGGGCUGGCCUUCAUUGCGAUUUCGCGGUACGUGCUGCCGUUUCACGUUGCAGAGAUCCAGGGGAUCUGGUUGGCCAAAAUCCUGCAAGAAAAAAUAAUAUUGCCAAGCGAUGCGGAAAUGGCCAGCCAAGAACGCCAACUGCUAAGCGCGCGCGGCAACCUGCCGAGCUUCCACGAUUUAUUGUAUCCGGACGAUAUUGAGUGUAUGGACCUGCUGAUGGCGGACAUCAAGAGCACAUCUGGGAAGGGGCCCUUGCCCAAGGAAUGGUCAGCUUUGGAAAUUGCACUGAGAAGAAACACGAGACUCCUAAAGGCCGUAUGUCUGCAGCAUUUCGAGAGAACUGGCCAGCAUUUAACCCUGAGUGAUGCAUUGUCAUUGAAUAUAAUAGACAACAGGCAAUAA